UCUGCUGGUUUGUGAUGACACACAUCAGCAGCACCAGCUUCUUCCAGAAGUUUCCUCGCACGGUUUUUAUCGCGGCGGCUACACGCGGACACUCCUGCACGAAGACGGCAUUUUUAUGUUGAGUUUAGUGACUUUGAUGUCCGUGUCUCGGUGAAGAGUGGAAAGUUAUAUCCGAACUGUGUCAAGUGAGGGAAGCUAACCUUGACCGUUAGCUAGCCAGCUAUCGUCAGCAGCAGUGACAGCUGAGGCAGCGGCGGCGGUGGUGGAGCCCGUUAACCUGGCCCACAUACAGGACAUGCUGGAUGUGUUGUUGACACUUAUCAGAAACUGAAGCGUCUGCACUGACGAUGUUUGUUUGAAGUGGAAGAAGAAGAAGUAGUGACCGGUUAUUGUCAUGGGUAAAGAUUACUACAAAGUGCUGGGAAUCGCCAAAGGUGCCUCCGAAGAUGAGAUAAAAAAGGCGUACAGAAAACAGGCCCUGCGUUAUCAUCCCGACAAGAACAAGUCCCCCGGAGCUGAAGAUAAAUUCAAGGAGAUCGCUGAAGCCUAUGAUGUCCUCAGUGAUGCCAAGAAAAAGGACAUUUAUGAUCGCUUUGGAGAAGAAGGGUUAAAGGGUCCAGCAGGCGGUGGAGGUGGAGGACACAGCGGCCAGAGCUACAACUACACCUUCCAUGGAGACCCUCAUGCAAUGUUUGCCGAGUUCUUCGGCGGCCGCAGCCCUUUUGAUCACUUCUUCAACCAAAACGGGGAGGAUGACAUGGACAUCAAUGAUCCCUUCGCGCCAUUUGGCAUGGGAAGAAUGGGUGGCAUGGGCGGGUUUCACAGGUCCUUCAAAUCCCACCAUGGAGGCCCGCACAGAGCGCACGAGAAGAAGAAGGACCCGCCCGUGAUGCACGAGCUGAAGGUGAGCCUCGAGGAGGUCUUCUCCGGCUGCACUAAAAAGAUGAAGAUCUCCCGCAAGAGACUGAACCCGGACGGGUGCACCAUGCGCAACGAAGACAAGAUUUUAACAGUCGACAUCAAGCGGGGCUGGAAGGAGGGGACGAAAAUCACCUUUCCCAAGGAGGGAGAUGAAACUCCCAGCAACAUUCCUGCAGACGUGGUGUUUGUUGUUAAAGAUAAACCGCACCCGGUGUUCAGAAGAGAGGGCUCAGAUAUAAUCUAUCCUGCAAAAAUAUCACUGAGAGAAGCACUGUGUGGAUGCACAGUCAACGCCCCGACACUAGACGGCCGGACCAUCACUGUAACCUCGAGAGACAUUGUCAAACCCGGAAUGAAAAAGCGAAUCGCUGGAGAAGGGCUCCCUCUAUCCAAGUGCCCCGAGAAGAGGGGCGACAUGAUCCUGGACUUCUCAGUAAAGUUCCCUGACAAACUUGGCCAAAGCACAAGAGAUGCACUCAAGCAGAUCCUGCCGCCAUGACUUGAAACGACACAAGUGGUCCCUGAAAAUCUAACACAUUAACAUUUCCAGCCACACACUCUCCUGCGCAUUUCAGCCUGGACGUAUGAGGCUCAGGGCAGAUUUGGUUCCAGCUGAGUUCUAAAUUUUACCCUCUGAAUACCAAAUCCAUAUUCUUACCCAGCAUCUAGUCAGUUUAACGGAAGGAGACAGAACAGCUGACUAAAUGUUCCGUGUGCGCGUUUAGCUAAGGUUGAUAAACAGUGUUACGUUACAGUCUGCUUCAAGGAGGAAAAGCAAGAAGUGGAAAGUAUAUAGUGUGUAUACUGUAGAUAAUAUAAGGUGUCAGGUAAUAGGUUUUGGUUUGGUUGCAAAAAUGAGAACCAGAGUGUUUUUAAGUUCACUUAAAACAUAAUUUAGUAGCUGAGGAUUUGUUUUCGCAGCAGCAGCAGCAGCAGUGUUUGGGAGCACUCUAAGGCAGCACACAGCCAGCUCAUUAACAAUACCUCAGGUGCAGUGACGCAUGCUUUCAUGUAGCUUUACCUACAUUACUCAACAGGACGUGACUUUUGUUUGAGGCUUAAAUACAGUGUGGAUCCCGAGAGGUGAAAACACUUGCUAUCAGCACCACUACAGACUUCAUGAAGGAGAUCAGUAUCGGCCAGAUGUAACAGAUCUGCGUUAAACACACCGUCUGUGUCUAUGUCAGUGUUUCAGUUGUCUCCACUCACAGUCACAGCAGGCUGCCAACUGUUAGAGCCGUACCCUCAGAAGAAGAAUAUAAUUAAAAUAUGCACAAGCCUUAAAAUAGUAAUGAUGUGCGGAUGUCUCUGGUUAUAAUUAAGAAGAGAUAUUAAGUUACAGUUACGUAACUAUGACUUCCAGAUUUUAAAUUUAGGAAAGAGAGAGAGCACCGAUUGGUACUUUAUGUCCUCGCAUAUCUGGGUUUAGGUUUCAAAUUGCGAUCAGGAGAGAAAAUGUUUACUUUUACAACACCUUGUUUAUCAGACACGACGCAGUUUAUCAUGUAAAAUAUCUGUGGGAAGACUUUUUGUGCCAAAUAAUUGUCCAUAUGUAGUUAUAAUAUAUAUGUGUGUGUGUGUGUGUGUGUGUGUGUGUGUGUGUGUGUGUCUACAGGUAUGUUGAGAGCAUGUGUGUAUCCUGUCAUGUGUGAACAAACUACCAAAAGCUAUUUACUGCAUUCGUACCAUUUGAGGAUGUUUAACGUACAGUAUGUCUAUUUUAGUUCCUUAUUACUUUUAUUUUUAAGGCUCUUAAAGCCGGUGAGUGUAUUUCUUUUAUUACCCAACAUGCAUCAGUCUGGUCCCGGCUAAAUAUUGCAGAUUGAGAUGUUAACAUAAGUUUAAACCCCCGACUCGAAGGCCUGCAGAAUAUAUUGUUUUAUUGUUUUGUCUUACAGCUCGUACCUGAGAGCACUCGCUCCAAGAUGCACAGCAUCUGGAAAUAUGUGUCAUAUUCAGCCCUGUGCACCUUGGACUGAAGUUAGUAGAUAAGUUAGUUCAUUUUCACAUUUUAUUUUGUCAUUAUUUUGGUGUUUACUGCUCCUGCCGGAGUUUUAAGUUAAAACAUGUAGUUAAACAUGAAUGUAGAGAUGUUUAAUCUCUGUAAUGUGUUAACUUUUUUGUUUUAAAAAAGGAUUCUUGUUUAUUUUUGUUAAACAUUUUCCUUUUUAAGGGAAAAAGUGUAAGCAUUAUUUUGUUUUACCUCCUGUUUAUGUUUUGAAAUUCCUCAGGUUGGGAUUCAAGAUGUUUUGACUUUUUGACUAGGGUUAGUUUUAGGGUUAACCUUUGUCGUCUGGACAACGUGAUGGACGUUUUUAAUAUUUUCUUACCAUGCUGUGAUGAUUUGCAUUUACACAUGAAAGAGACUGGCAAAUAUCUAAUCAAUUAUGGCCUGUUUGUUUUUAGUUAUUGAGGACAUUUUAGCAAUUAAAGCAUUGCAAGCAAA
This is a messenger RNA of Epinephelus lanceolatus (giant grouper), 3367 nucleotides long. RefSeq names its product DnaJ heat shock protein family (Hsp40) member B1a (gene dnajb1a). Gene Ontology annotation, biological process: negative regulation of transcription by RNA polymerase II. Gene Ontology annotation, molecular function: transcription corepressor activity; Hsp70 protein binding. Gene Ontology annotation, cellular component: cytosol. The record is from RefSeq and is a predicted model, not a curated record. Lineage: Eukaryota; Metazoa; Chordata; Actinopteri; Perciformes; Serranidae.